This is a messenger RNA of Saxophila tyrrhenica, 426 nucleotides long. RefSeq lists its product as uncharacterized. Bases 1 to 426 code for a protein of 141 amino acids. NCBI's taxonomy places the organism in Eukaryota, Fungi, Ascomycota, Dothideomycetes, Mycosphaerellales, Extremaceae. The transcript has a single exon. The record is from RefSeq and is a predicted model, not a curated record.
AUGUCUCUAUCCACCCUUCGCAUGGCCGUGAUAGCCCUUGCAAGCUCCCUCACUUUCACGGCAGCCCAGGACGACUGGGGCGACUUGGUACCAGAAGGCCAGAUUGCCUUGUGUCAAUCCCAACAGUGCCUUCUUGGAAGCCCAGUCCCCGGCGGCGCCAGUGCUCCAGAUUGCCAGGCGUUGGUCCACAGCGUCCUCGGACCGGGCGGUGAUUCGCUCACGGACACUCUCGGCGGGACCUGUGCGAGCGACUACACGACUGAAUGGGUUGUCGGAUGCGAUUCCGCCGGAGAGGUCACGCUGGUCGUCCACGAGGACACGGAGUACUAUACUUGCGAGGCUUCGGUGGCUGCGUGUCAGGUUUCGGCGUUAGGUCUGGCUACUGAGUAUAUUUCGAGGACUCAUAUAUGCCAUCCUGGAGCUUGA